AUGUCUCGGUGUCCGAGUAUCGAUGUCGCUUAUGAAAUGCUCGGCGCCGGCAGCAGGAGGAAACAUGCCAUGACGAGAAAGAAUAGGAGCAACGAUGUGGAGAGAAGCGGAUGGUUAUCAUACGGACACUGGAUGCCCCCGAGGAGAACGAGCCAACCUAGUUAUUUCUAUGCCUCUCCUGAUUAUACUUUCGGCACCACAGAUGAAUCUAGUCUGAACUAUCAUCAUGAUUUCCGGGACCACAGAAGGCAGCACGAUUUACCAUACAGACAUCGCAUGGCGAGCACGAUACCAUGGUUGCUAUCAAUGUCGCUACUGGCUGUCCCAAAAUUUGCGGCUUAUACAGGUCCUAGUAUUUUAUCCAGGGACCUUCAAGCACCCUCGUUGCCGUUAACUUCAUCCUUUUAUACUCCACAAUUUUUUUCACACAACACCAACUACAAAGAUUCCGCAUUGACUUAUGAUGAACACGCCGGCACAUCGCGAAAUUGCGAUAAUCAUCCGCCGAAGGAAAAAUCAAUGGAUUCCACGAACGUAGGCAAUCUUUACGGGUCAACGCCGCAAUCACGACACCACAUUGCUACAUCCAAUCUAGGAAGAAGCAAUCCUUCUAGGUCCAUUGGAAGAGCCAUCGAUAUGUUCCGCGCGGAUCCUCACUCGGUCAAUCAAUUAGAUUUCCACGAUUUCGGCGACGGUUUCGAACCGGGACGGAUUAUAGACGACUACGUUGGUCCCGCUAUGGAACUAGUAUACGCUUGGUCCACGAUUGAUUUUGAAUUCGACAGUAUCGACGCACGAGACAACGCUAUAUUCGAGGGCGACUACAUCGCAGAGAAUAACUUGCCCCUGGGCCUGGAAGUCUGGCGCGAUAAAGUAUUCAUUACUUUGCCAAAGUGGAGAGCUGGCAUACCGGUGACUCUGGCUACCGUGCCCAGACGUUCCAAGACAAGGAGCCCGAAAUUAAAACCGUACCCUAAUUGGCAAUGGCAUGAGCCAGGAAACUGCGAGAGCUUGACGUCAGUCUUUCGAGUUCAAGUGGACGAAUGCAAUCGUCUGUGGGUUCUCGAUUCUGGUAAAACAGAACUCGCCAAAAGAUCCAAACAGGUUUGCCCGCCAGCCAUAUUCAUCUUCGACCUACGCACCGAUACUCUCAUCAGAAAAUUUACCUUGCCGGAUGAACAGAUCAAGCAAGAUUCCCUGUACAUCAACAUUGUGGUGGAUAUCAGAAAUAACGAUUGCGGCUCUGCAGUAGCAUACUUGGCUGACGUCUGGCGAUACGGUAUCGUGGUGUAUGAUUUUUUCAAGGAUGCCACCUUCAGAGUCGAGCAUCACUUCUUCUAUCCUGAUCCCCUGGCGGCGAGAUACGAGUUGCAUGGUAUAAAAUUCCAAUGGACCGACGGAAUAUUCGGAAUGGCGCUCAGUCCCGUGGACGUCCACAACGACAGAACGCUGUUUUUUCAUCCGAUGUCCAGCUUCCGAGAAUUCUCCGUGUCCACGUCGGUCUUCAAGGACAAGCAAACCGCGAAUUACAACACGGAGAAGUUCAUGCCCGUAGGAAAACCUAGAGCCAAGGAUUACGGCCAUUCCUCGGGAUCCGUCAUCGAUGACAGCGGCGUUAUGUUCUUCAACAUGGUCACCAGAGACUCCGUGUGGUGCUGGGAUACUAGGAAGGAAUAUAUACCGCAGAAUUUAGGCGUAAUUGGUACUAGCAACGAGUCUCUGGUGUUUCCAAAUGACAUCAAAGUGGAUCACGAAUCGGAUCAAAGUGUAUGGCUUCUCUCAAACCGGUUGCCGAUGUAUUUAUACGGAACACUAAAUAGCGCAAGUAUUAAUUUUAGAGUAUUUAAGGCGAACGUUAAAGAAGCUAUCAGGGAUACGGUCUGCGAUCCUAAUUACGUAGUUCCUGACUCAGAUCCGGGCCUCGAUGAUACUUGUUAAAAAUUCUUUUUUCAAAUCUCAUAUUAAAUUAAUUCUCCACUGUCUCUUUAAAACUCCAAUCAGAUUUUGACGCGACUGUCUCUUUAAAGUCUAAGCAUUGAAAUCUCCAGCAUUAAAGCGUUAAACAUUCAGGGAUACUCGUUUCU
This is a messenger RNA of Cyphomyrmex costatus, 2084 nucleotides long. It is a transcript of the gene Y-h, whose product is annotated as yellow-h. Gene Ontology annotation, cellular component: extracellular region. The record is from RefSeq and is a predicted model, not a curated record. NCBI's taxonomy places the organism in Eukaryota, Metazoa, Arthropoda, Insecta, Hymenoptera, Formicidae.